AGGAAGCGACAGGAUAAAUUGGAUGUUGCAAUUGUUUCAUACAAUGGUCAGGAGAAACCAGGCCCUUUCUUGAAGAAAGAAUCAAAGUAACGCAAUGCUCUUCUUUUUCUCAUGCAAAGAAGUUAAGUUUUGUUGCUCGUGAUAGUUGAGUUGGAAUUUGACGAAUAAAAUCGAUUCUGUAAUUAGUUCACAGAGUUAUAUUAUUAGAUUCUUGCAUAAAUACAAUAAUAGACAGAAACCAUAAUGGAUUUCGAAGAUAUUCUCAAGGAUGUUGGCGGGUUUGGCCUUUACCAAAAAAUCUUAGUAGCUGGCUUCCUUAUACCCUCCUUCAUCGUCAUUCCAUGGUUCUCUAUGAACUCCAUCUUUCUCAACAACAGUCCUGACCACUGGUGCUACGUACCAGAGGUAGCCAAUUCGAACCUGUCCCUUGAAACCCAGAAGUAUCUGAUCCGACCAAUAGAAGACAGGUAUUGUACCAGAUAUGAUGUGGAUUACUCUGAAAUUUUGAACUCUGGUAACAUUACCGUCAACCAAUCAUGGCCCACGACGGAAUGCGAUAGUGGCUGGCAAUUCGACCAGACAAACUAUGAUGCAACUUCAGUAACAAGGUGGAACAUGGUGUGCAAAGACGGACACUUCAGCAGCCUGGUUAUGAGUCUGAUCUUCAUCGGUGACGUUAUCGGAACCCCUCUCUAUGGAUUCCUUUCUGACAAGUGGGGCCGAAAGCCAACUUUUCUCUUCAUGGCCUUGAUACUUUCCCUGUCAGAUAUAGGAUCUACCCUCAGUCCAGAUUUCACUUUGUUCCUCGUACUUAGAGCUGUCAACGGGGCUUGUAUGUCAACAGUUUACAGCGUCGGAUAUAUCAUACUUCUCGAAUUGGUAAAUCCAAGUAUGCGGGCUCGAAUGAAUGGCGUAGCAACAACUUCUUGGACUACUGGCUUGUGUCUUUUACCUCUGAUUGCCUAUCUGACAAGACACUGGGUUCGACUAAGUAUUGUAACCUCUUGUACGGCAGCGUCUUUGUUGCUCUAUUGGAAGAUUUUGCCGGAAUCUCCUAGCUGGUUGAUAUCUCAGGAAAGGUAUGAAGAUGCAGCAUCUAUCAUGGGCAAAAUCAGUAAAAUGAACGGACGAAAGGCACAUGAAGGAACCUUCCUCUUAGAAAAAAUUCAGAGAUUUGGAGAAAUAGAGAAAAAGAAGAAAGCUUCAGGUGAAGAAAAAGCUUCUCCUCUUGAUUUCUUCAGAUAUCCGACUUUAAGAAAGAGAUUCUUGCUAAUCACAAUUUGUUGGGUGGGCAACUCCAUUCCCUACUUUGGUCUCCAAAUGAAUGUGAAAAAUCUGACUGGAAACGAAUUCUUCAAUUUCUUCUUGAUUUCUCUGAUUGAAGUGCCAGCUCAUUUCUCAACGUGGCUCUUCAUGGAACGCAUAGGAAGAAGAUGGUGUUCUGUUGGCGCUUUCACCUUGUCCACUUUUGCUUGUUUCCUUCCGGUUGUGUUCCCGCCAGAGUAUGCUAAUGUGGGUGUAAUAGCAUCUCUUCUGGCAAAAGCCGGUACCAGUUCUGCCUUCAUGACUCUGUACCAGCAGGGACCUGAGAUCUUCCCGACAUCUUUGAGAGGCGUUGGUCUAGGAAUGGCCUGCACUAUUGGAACCGGAUCGACACUUUUUGUUCCGUACAUUGUUUAUUUGUCAAGAUAUGGAUUCUGUAUUCCUUUCCUGAUAUUCGCUGUGAUCAGUUUCAUUUCUGCCAUAUGUGCCAUGUUCUUGCCAGAGACUCUCAACAAGAAGCUUCCACAGACAGUUGAAGAUGCGGAAAGUUUCCAGAGCACCCAAAAAUUCUGUUCUUGCUCAACCGUAGAUACGGAUGAUGAAGAAGACGUAGAAUCUCCAAAAUCUCCAAAGUUGAGUACAUGGACACCCAGGACCCUCUCUGCUAUAGAUUUGUAUUCUCUCAAGGAUAUAACUGAUCUUAAUAAUCCCAAGAAAUUGUCAGAAGUUACAGAAAGGACUGCUAACGGAUCCUUAACCGAAGUACCAGCAGUUAUAACCAAACAGUAGAGUUGCAAGAAAAAGUGUCUAAAAAUCGACUGCCAUGUCACAAAUCAUUAAACAAUGAAAGUAUGUGUAUGGUUUCAUCGUUAACCCAUUGUAUAAAAAUCCUCAUUUAAGGCGGCAGAUGUCGAUAUGGAAGAACUAUUUUUUUUUU
Molecule: messenger RNA, 2200 nt
Organism: Argiope bruennichi
Lineage: Eukaryota; Metazoa; Arthropoda; Arachnida; Araneae; Araneidae
Product: carcinine transporter-like
Exons: 11
Coding region: 244-2052 (602 amino acids)
Biological process (GO): transmembrane transport
Cellular component (GO): membrane
Molecular function (GO): transmembrane transporter activity
Source: RefSeq, a predicted model, not a curated record